AUGUCAUUGGUUCGCGUGUGGUUUCCGGGAGAACCCGCCGAGCAACAGUGGGAAAGGGCGAGACGAUUCCUGGAGACAUCAAGCCGAAAUUUGGUCAAGGUGAAUGGCAUGCGUGAAGCGAUUGAGGAGCUCGAGAAGGUGGAAAAGACAGCAGGCGAUGAUGCCAGAAUGUUGAAAGUGUUGGCUGAGGCUCUGGAGUCUGAAGAAACGGAGCAGUUGAUCAAAGCAAGGGUAAACCAACCACGUGCCUCGGCUUGGACUGCAACGCCAGACUGCUUGAAAAGCCUCCGCCCUGACAUCAAUUGCAUGCUGGUCUACCAGUUCAGAACAUCCAGCUUCCAGGCCUAUUACCCGCGUCCACUGACGGAGGAAGCAUUGCGCAACCCGAAGAUCAAGAAAUUCUACAGCACCAGCAGAAGCUUUGGAGGCGGCAAAUGGACCAAAGUCCAGGCUUUGACCAUGGUGGUCCGUUUCUUAUGGCAACACCACAAGAAGCGGAAGUUCGACUGUAGCCAACAACCCGAUGACCGGAAGAUCAAGGAGAUGCUCCAGCGUGCAGAGGACGUUCUAGCUGGACGUGCAACAGACGAUGCGGACAUCGAUGCAGCACCCGAGCCUUUCAUCCCCGAAAGCGAAGUGCUACACCAAGCGGAGGACGAGCAUGAACGAGUUGAUCCUGCUCAGCUGCUGCCGGACGAUGACGACAGUGGCGACUCAGACGUUGAUGCCAACAAGAGUGACACGCUUGCGGCAGAAGCUGCAAAGCCUGAGGCUGCUCCGAUCAGGGGUCGGGGUCGCGGUCGGGGUCGCGGUGCGAAAGCAGGGACUGCCAAAGCCAGCAGCAAGCCGGUGCCAAAAUCUCAGCAGAAGCGUGAGUUUCCUACAGAAGUGAAGCAAAAGGUGGAAAAUGAACGUGCCAGGUUCAAGCCAGUGGUACGCGAGAUCACUAAAGAGCUUGCUGAGCCUGGCUUGGGACGUGAUCUCCAUGGUGGCUCAACCAGUAGCCGUGCGCCGCCGAGCCGGACAGGUGGUGACAAGCGAAAAGCCAAAGACGAGAGAAAGCCUGACAAGGACGAGAAGCGAAAGAAGCAGAAGACAUGA
Symbiodinium sp. CCMP2456 is the source of this 1101-nucleotide messenger RNA. The record is from the annotation of a GenBank genome assembly. NCBI's taxonomy places the organism in Eukaryota, Dinophyceae, Suessiales, Symbiodiniaceae.